GUCAAAAGGAAGAAUAAAGACUUCCUGACUGAAAGACUGUGCAUGCGUUAAUCCGCCAUGGGCCACCUGGUAUCCAAACAGCCAGAGGUGCAGGUUCUCCUGCUGGGCCUGGAUAACGCGGGGAAAUCCACUCUCCUGUACAAACUGAAACAUGGCGCAGAUGUCACAACCGUCCCGACGAUUGGCUUCAACGUGGAAAUGCUGGAAGCCAGAAAGAACAGGAAGAGCAUCUCGGUAACGAUCUGGGACGUGGGUGGCCAGGCGCUGAUGCGCCAGCACUGGUCUGAUUUCCAGCAGAACACCGCAGCCGUCGUGUUCGUGGUGGACAGCACCGACCGGGAGCGGCUGGACGAGGCGCGCAGGGAACUGGAAAACACGCUGAGGAGCGAGCAGCUGCGGGGCCGCCCGCUCAUCCUUCUGGCAAACAAACAGGACGUGAGCGGAGCUCUGACUGUCACGGAGAUGAAAGACAGCUUCAAUUUGAGAAAGACGUGCUUCGACCGGGACUGGUUCGUCCAACCUUGCUCUGCCUCCACUGGAUUUGGAGUUCAGGAGGCCUUCAGGCGAGUGGUGCACAUGGUCAGACUCCCCUCGGAGGCGGGCGCAGUUAAAGAGAAUAUCAAAGACACAGUGCACUACCUCCGCUCGAAUAGCAGGCAAUAACUUAACCAUGACACGAUUACAAAUGCAUUUUGAAAGUCUGUUUGAAAUUAGCUAACAUUGUUGGAAUUCAAACUUCUGCUUAAAAGUUCUGUUGAUUAGUGGCCCCAGAGUGAUAAAUAGAUGACUAUAGAUCAAAACUGCCGCUUUCAUCAUUGGUACUGGUUUGUGUAUCCACAGCUAUCAUUUAGAGUCCAAAAUACAUAUUUUUCACAGUUGUGAAAUAGAAAUGUCAAAGCGAUCACAGUAUCCAGUAUCACAGACAAAAGCAAGGACGAACGCAAAGAGACUAAGAACGGGAGUAAGUCUUGCUGCAAAGUCAUCUGCACUGUUUCUCUUUAUUUCCUUGCAUGCACAAAGGAUCUAAUCUUAAUCUUCUUUUUUUGUAAAUGGCUGGUGCCAAAUGUUUUUUUUCGUUAUUGUUCAUUCCUAUUCAAUCUCCAAUAAAGAUGGGGAUAAGUAACAUAUUCACGAGUCAAAGGAA
Molecule: messenger RNA, 1144 nt
Organism: Cololabis saira (Pacific saury)
Lineage: Eukaryota; Metazoa; Chordata; Actinopteri; Beloniformes; Belonidae
Gene: arl14
Product: ADP-ribosylation factor-like 14
Exons: 1
Coding region: 58-663 (201 amino acids)
Biological process (GO): vesicle-mediated transport; intracellular protein transport
Cellular component (GO): cytoplasm
Molecular function (GO): GTPase activity; GTP binding
Source: RefSeq, a predicted model, not a curated record